CUACAGCAGCCCUGGUGAAGAGUGCUCAGCAAAGGCUGGACUGUCUGCGUAUCCUUAAGGAACCACCAACUGAAUGGAAAAUGGCUGUGCUAUAGAGAGCAUCGUAACCAACUGCAUCUGUGCAUGUUUGGUAACUACAUAGAGGCAGACUGCGCUCCUUCCUGCUGCCGAGAGCAAUGGGUGGCGAUGAUGAGCUAAAUCUCUUAGUCAUAGUAGUGGACGCUAAUCCGAUCUGGUGGGGAAAACAGGCAUUGAGAGGCUCAAGGCUUACAUUGUCAAAAUGCCUUGAUGCAAGCAUGGUGCUGGGAAACUCACACUUGUUUAUGAACCGCAACAACAAGCUUGCUGUUAUAGCCAGUCAUAUACAUGAAAGCCGUUUCCUGUAUCCUGGAAAGCGUUGGGCAGUUAUCGAUAUCUUUGGUGAGGCUGGAGAAACGAAUAUGCAUGGUAGCAAGGAUGGAAAGUAUGAGUUACUAACAACUAUAAAUGAAGCAGUUGCAGAGGAGAUGCAGAAUCUGAUAAUCAACAGGCUUCAGUGGAAACAGGCAGAAACAUUGCUGGCUGGAUCUCUUGCGAAAGCAUUAUGCUAUAUUCACAGGGUGAGCAAAACGAAAUCAACCGGCCAGGAAAUUAAAUCCAGGAUAUUGGUCAUAAAAACUGCUGAAGACAGUGCACUGCAGUAUAUGAAUUUUAUGAAUGUCAUCUUUGCGGCCCAGAAGCGGAAUAUUUUGAUUGACGCCUGUGUUUUGGAGUCUGAUUCAGGGCUCUUGCAGCAGGCUUGUGAUAUCACUGGGGGUAUUUAUUUGAAAGUCCCACACAAGCGAUCACUUCUGCAAUAUUUGUUGUGGGUCUUUCUCCCUGAUUGUGACCAACGAUCCCAACUCGUCCUCCCACCCCGUGUUCACGUGGACUACAGGGCAGCUUGCUUCUGCCACAGGAAUCUCAUUGAAGUUGGUUAUGUCUGCUCGGUGUGUUUGUCAAUAUUCUGCAACUUCAGUCCAAUUUGCACCACUUGCGAGACUGCCUUCAAGAUCUCAUUGCCAGCUGUCAUGAAAGCUAAGAAAAAGAAGCUGAAGUUAGCCAUAUAAGAGCAUCGCUCAUGCCCCGUUUCUUUCGAUGUGCAAUUUUCCAGCUGAGAUCAUAGCUGGGGUGCUCUUGUUACAUCCCGAAUAGAUUACUGCAACGCGCUCUACGUGGGGUUGCCUUUGAAGACUGUUCGGA
Molecule: messenger RNA, 1221 nt
Organism: Anolis sagrei ordinatus
Lineage: Eukaryota; Metazoa; Chordata; Lepidosauria; Squamata; Anolidae
Source: RefSeq, a predicted model, not a curated record